UCAGUCGUCUGUAGUCAUCGUCAUGAAAACUAUUAGUAUUACGCUGAUUUUGGCCUUCGGGGUCUUUGCAGAGCCGCCCCGAGCUUUCAAUAGCUUGUGUUCUUACUUAGAAGAAGAAAAGGAAACUGUUUCCAGUCUUGGCAACACCAAGAAAUGUUUUGCACGCUAUAUGCCGGAAUUGGAAAAUGAAGGAUCUACUUGGGCGCAGGGAUACAGUGGAUGCCAGAAAAGUGCCACCAGUGAGCGACAGUCAAUGCUAACAAAUGCCUCGGAGGCUCAGGAAAAGAUCCGAGAAGCUGCCUUAAGUAUGAGUUCCUACAUUGACCAGUGUUUGACAUUGACGGAGCCCAUGGAUUUCUUCCAUUGCUUUGCAAGAAUGUCCAAGCUCCAACUGACCAAUGUCUACAAUAUUUCGUUUAAUGCCUCUGAACAGGCUUUGAUCCUAAAUCAGAAAUUGGGCACCAUCGAAGUGGAGCACUAUCUGUGCACAAAUCAAACUGAACAUGAUUAUGUCCAAGGAACCGAUAAGAUCUUUCGAUCAUUGGACCAAUGUCUCCAACAGAUUGCAACAAAUUAA
This is a messenger RNA of Drosophila rhopaloa, 577 nucleotides long. RefSeq lists its product as uncharacterized. The transcript is spliced from 3 exons. Lineage: Eukaryota; Metazoa; Arthropoda; Insecta; Diptera; Drosophilidae. The coding region runs from base 23 to 577 and encodes 184 amino acids. The record is from RefSeq and is a predicted model, not a curated record.